UACUGGUAAAAGAGAAAGAAAAGAGGAGUCUGAUUUAUUGAGCACUGCUGUGUCUCAGCGAUUGCUCGGUGCUUUGUUUCUCUUUGUCAGUAGACUUUUCUGUGGUGACCCCCAUUUAGAGGGUGAGAGAGCUGAGGCACAGAUCCAUUGUGAGGCUUGCCAACUCUUCUGCUGUGUGACUGACCCUGGGUUGAAGCCCAAGUUGUCUGACCCCAGAAUGAUUUCUGAAACAUGGAAUUAGAGCUUCAUUCUUCUAGUCUCCUUGUGUAGCUACUCCAGCUGUAGCGUAUGCCUGGAGGAGAUGAGAAGGUUUUUGUUACUCUAUGCUACGCAGCAAGGACAGGCAAAGGCCAUAGCAGAAGAAAUAUGUGAAAAGGCAGCUGCCCAUGGAUUUUCUGCAGAUCUUCACUGCAUCAGUGAGUCAGAUAAAUAUGAUCUAAAAACUGAAACAGCACCUCUUGUGGUGGUGGUUUCUACCACGGGCACUGGAGACCCACCUGACACAGCACGCAAAUUCGUGAAGAAAAUACAGGACAAGACGCUGCCAGGUGAUUUCUUUGCUCACCUGCGGUAUGGGUUAUUAGGUCUGGGUGAUUCAGAAUACACGUACUUCUGUAAUGGGGGGAAGGUGAUUGACAAGCGGCUUCAGGAGCUGGGUGCCCGGCAUUUCUAUGACACUGGACAUGCGGAUGAUUGUGUGGGUUUAGAACUUGUCGUUGAGCCGUGGAUUGACGGGCUCUGGGCUGCCCUCACAAAGCAUUUUGUGUCAAGGAAAGGAAUAGAACAGAUGAGUGUGACUCUCACAACAGCAUCAACUGCCUCCCAGAGGAUGGACCCUGUGAAACCAGAAUUAAUACACAUCGAAUCACAAGUUGAACUCCUCAGAUUAGAUGACUCAGGAAGAAAGGAUUCUGAGGUUUUGGAACAAAAUGCAGUGAACAGAGACCAGUCAAGUGCUUUGAUAGCAGAACUUGAGUCCUCACUUACCCAUUCAAUACCCCCACUUUCCCAGGCCUCUCUGAAUAUUCCUGCUUUACCACCGGAAUAUUUACAGGUGCAUUUGCAUGAGUCUCCUGGCCAGGAGGAAAGCCAAGAAUCUGUGACUUUAAUGGAUCCCAUUUUUCAAGUUCCAGUUUCAAAGGCAGUUCAGCUGACUACAAAUGAUGCCAUAAAAACCACUCUUCUGGUAGAAUUGGACAUUUCAAAAACAGAUUUUUCCUACCAGCCUGGGGAUGCCUUCAACGUGAUCUGUCCCAACAGUGACUCUGAGGUGCAGAGUCUACUGCAGAGAUUGCAGCUCGCAGACCAAAGGGAACACCAUGUCCUCUUGAACAUUAAGGCUGACACCAAGAAGAAAGGAGCAGCCUUGCCCCAGCAUAUACCUGAGAGAUGUUCUCUCCAGUUCAUUCUUACCUGGUGCCUCGAAAUACGAGCAGUUCCUAAAAAGGCAUUUCUGCGGGCCCUUGUGGACUGUACCAGUGAUGGUGCUGAAAAGCGAAGGCUGCAGGAGCUGUGCAGCCGACAGGGAGCGGCCGAUUAUAACCAUUUUGUGAGGGAUGCCUGUGCCAGCUUGUUAGACCUCCUGCUCGCCUUCCCAUCCUGUCAGCCUCCUCUCAGCCUCCUAUUCGAACACCUUCCGAAGCUCCAGCCCAGACCAUACUCUUGUGCAAGCUCAAGUCUGUCUCACCCAGGGAAGCUUCACUUUGUUUUUAACGUUGUGGAGUUUCUGUCCACCACCACACCCGUGGUUCUUCGGCGAGGCGUGUGCACAGGUUGGCUGGCCACAUUGGUUGAAUCAGUUCUUCAGCCGAACAGACAUGCAUCCCAUGCAGAUGGUGGGAAGGCCCUGGCUCCACAGAUAUCCAUUUCUCCUCGCACAGCAAACUCUUUCCACUUGCCAAAUGACCCCUCCAUCCCCAUCAUCAUGGUGGGUCCUGGAACUGGCGUAGCGCCCUUCAUUGGUUUCCUGCAGCAUAGAGAGAAACUCCAAGAACAGCAUCCAGACGGACACUAUGGGGCGAUGUGGUUGUUUUUUGGCUGUAGACAUCAGGAGAGGGAUUAUUUAUUCAGAGAAGAGCUCAGACAUUUCCAUGAGCGUGGAAUCCUCACUCACCUGAAGGUUUCCUUCUCAAGAGACUCUCCUGCCGGGAAGGAGCAAGCCCCCGUGAAGUACGUGCAGGACAACAUCCAGCUUCACAGCAAGCAGGUGGCAAGGCUCCUCCUUCAUGAGAACGGUUACAUUUACGUGUGUGGAGAUGCUAAGAAUAUGGCCAGGGAUGUAAAUGAUACCCUUGUGGAAAUAAUAAGCAAAGAGGUUGGAGUUGAUAAACUGGAAGCAAUGAAAACUUUGGCUACUUUAAAAGAAGAAAAACGCUAUCUUCAGGAUGUAUGGUCAUAAAAGCAGGAAAUGAAGAGAAUUGAGGUUAUUUUAUUUAUUUUAUUUUUUUUACUGAAAUUACUAAAAGACACCUUCACUGAAGUUUCGAUUUUUAAAAUUUAAAAAAAAAUUGUUUUAAAUUUUGGUUAGGGAGAGUGGGGAGUGGAUCACUUAAUAGAAUAACUAACUUCCAGUUUGGUUUUCCUUAUCCACCCCUAAUCUCCUUCCCCUCCCCAAAUCAGCCUGUGGCCUUUAGGCCCCCUGGGCUAAGGGGCAGCCCUCAACCCUCCACCAGCACCUCCCUCCUGGGGCCACGUCCACAUCCUGGGGAACUUCACAGAGACCUGACCAGAUCGCAGGGAGCCUGUAUCAGUGAGUGUGGGGGCUUCCCAAUGUGGGAUGUGGGCACCUGAGUCCCUCAGGCAAAUAGUUAAAUCUGGGAACUCAUGUUGCCAAUUUUUUAAAUAAUGUAAAAAUAAUUUAUAAUUCUUACAUGAAAUGUACCAUAAAGAUUAUACAUGUAUAGAAUAUCUAUUAUAAUUAUGUUUCUAUUACCUUAUCAGAUGUUUAUUUUAAUUCCCAAAACUAUAUUUCUGAUAACAAAUAUUUUAAGGUAAUGCUUAUAGGGAAUUUUUCUGUGUGUGAUCCUAGAAAUAUGAAAUAUAUUUUGAAAUUCUAUUUUGGUGUAUGAUUUAUUUAUCUCAAUUACUUUUUGACAUUACAAUUCUAGAAUUUAGGAAAAUUUGCAUUCAAUUUACAGAUAUGAGCAAAAACCUAUCAUAGUAAAGCUACAACCUCUUUUCCCUCCCUUUCUCCCAUCCCCAAAUCUUUUCAUUUUGGCAUGUUCGGUAGUUUUUCCACAUAACUUACCCCCAUGAUCACUCAAAUUUUUAUCUUAGACUUAAAAUGUCUACUUAAUGAAAAGAAAAGAGAAACAUGUUGAAAUUUUACCAUUUUCUUAACAUGUUGUAUCUUUACCAUGUUAAAAUGCAGAAACUGGAAUACAGAAUGUCCAAUAUAUAACUGUCA
Molecule: messenger RNA, 3406 nt
Organism: Pipistrellus kuhlii (Kuhl's pipistrelle)
Lineage: Eukaryota; Metazoa; Chordata; Mammalia; Chiroptera; Vespertilionidae
Gene: MTRR
Product: 5-methyltetrahydrofolate-homocysteine methyltransferase reductase
Exons: 15
Coding region: 302-2398 (698 amino acids)
Biological process (GO): homocysteine metabolic process
Cellular component (GO): cytosol
Molecular function (GO): FMN binding; flavin adenine dinucleotide binding; [methionine synthase] reductase (NADPH) activity
Source: RefSeq, a predicted model, not a curated record